AUGGUAACUUAUCCCUGUAUCCAGGAACACUUGGAAGAUGUGACAGAGGUGGAGCAGAGUGAACUGAUGGAGGAGAUCAAGUCGUUGGGGGCAGAACACAAGGUCACAAGAGGAACUGGAGAAGGCCCAAUCAGAGGUGAGCUCUGUUUACUUCCUGUGUCCUCUUGGCCAAUCAGAGGAAAGAUCAGAGGUCAGAGGCAUGACCGGACAGAAUCUGUGUGCAGGCUCAGAGGUGGUACCAUGAGCUGGGUGUGUCUGAGGUCAGGCGAGAGGAGGGUGAGAGGAGGGCAGCACAGGCAGCCAACGAAGUGAAGUGAAGAGGAUGAGAGAGGGAACGAAGGAGGUGGAGGAGACGAAGAGGGAGAACCACACACUGAGAGCAGAUGUACGAAUAGAGAAAGUAUCCCUCUCUCACUAACCACAGUAAUAAUAUAAUGUGAUGAUAACCCACAGGCUGUGUCUUUUGUUAGGUGGGAGAGGUGAAGAGCAGACUAGCGGGUCUGGAGAGAGAGAAGACUGAUGCCAACUUACUCAGGACCCAGAUAGAAGAGAACUUCAACUUGCUUCAGGCUGAACUUAAAGCCAAGGUGUGUGUUGUGAGAGUGUUAACUAAGUGUUUCUAUAUGUGUACUGUGUACCUGAAUUUGUGGUUGUUCAUUCACUGAGAUCUAGUGUGUGUGUGUGUGUGUAUUACAGUGUUGAUCUAAAGGAGCUGAGUUCAGAGUACAUUUCCCUGAAGAGAGACCAGGGCAGCAGAGAGGAGUGGGACGACAUACUCACCUCACUGAGGGUGCGCUAUGAUGACAUCAGAUCUAAGGUUAACAACCCUCUGUCAGAUAAGAUAGUUAAAAAUGUGUCUUUAGGUUACCAAUUUAGUUAGAAGUCAUCCUUUUGCACAGAUCUAGGAUCAGCUUAAUACCCUGUCUGAAUUCCAAGCCUUACCAAUACAAAACUGACCAAUGUCAAGGAGCAACUUCAUCCUACUCUGAUAAGACCACAGCUCCCUGCUUAGUGUUAGUGACGUUUGUUCAAAGACAUGAGGAAUACAUUUUUAUUAGAAGAGAGUUUUUACAAUCUCCAAAGAGCUGUAUUUGUGGUCGGUAAUAUAUUUUUUUAUUUAAUGUCUUUGUUAUUUCCAGUCAGUGUAUUUAGUCUAAUGGCUGUUUGUCUGUCUCCUUCUCUCCAGUACAAUGUUCUUCUGAGAAAGAAGAGCCAGAUGGAUCUGGACAUAGCUCCUCUAAAGGUGAGGGGGAAUGGAGAAUUGUGGGUGUCUGGUUUGAUACAUGGUUGUUUAGAGCUAAUAGAGGAUUUAUUGUUGGACUUGUUUUGACUGACAGCUGUUGUGUCCAAUGACAGGCCAAGCUGUCAUGAUUUGGUUUUGAUUGACUGAUGAUCUGUUCAAUGACAAGCCACGCUGUCACGAUUUGGUUUUGAUUGACUGAUGAUCUGUCCAAUGGUAGACCAAGCUGUCGUUUCUGGUGGUGAAGUGCCAGCAGAGGAACAGUCUACUAGUGCAGAUGAUGUGAGCCCUGCGUCGGUACGGCUGCCUGGACUACACUCUGACCCAGGAGGCUGAGGACCUGCUCACUGACACAGCACUGCACGACUACACCUUCACACCCGCAUCCACCGCUGCUCUGCAGGAGAACACCCACCUUCUCCCACAGAACUAACAGAGUGCUCCAAUACCUCUCCUGCAGCCUCCACAGCACAUGUAAGAGUCACGGUAACACACCUGACCACUGCACAGAACUGCUAACACAUCUUAGUACAGUGUAAUACAGAAAACAUACCUCACACCAGCUGAAGGGGUUUAUAACAUAACACACCUGUGUAAGGGGUUUCCCAGCCCAUCACUAAGGGUUUGUGUCUGGCCACGGCAGACUACUGCCCCUCUCCGAACAUGCCCCACACUUUACUGCCAACGGUCAGUGGAUCAUCCUUUAAUUUCGAUUUCAAAAUAUAAUGUGUUCAGUCACAGAGCCUAGUUUUGAUGCAUAUAACAACAUUAUAACAAUUGAUGUCUUGUUGCUUUAGUGUUGCAUGUCUUAUACACCAGGUUUAUAGUAUCCACACAUUUCUGUUACAGCUCCCCCUUUUUGCAGGUGAAUCAGUCCAAGUUACUGGAGUCCCAGACAGACGUGGGCUAUACCAAGCAGAGGUAAAAGGGGAAUACACCCUGGUUCCUGCCUGCUUCUUAAAGGAGAAUGGGAGACCACUCAUCGUGACUCCCCCCUGUGCCAGUCUGAGUAGGAAGCUUACCAGUCCUGAGAAGAUCAUCAACCUUCACCAGCAGCUGCAGAAGACCAACAGCUACCUGGUAGGCCUAUAGUACAGCUCGAACAACCUCUAUGCUACCUACCUGGGACACGAGUUAUUGAAAUAUUGAAUAACUUGAUUUUUCUCUCAAGGGAAACUACAUUUGUGGUACCAUUCAGUGUAAAAACACACAUUUAUAUUUUUUUCUUCACAAAGUCCCAAUGUAGUCUACUUAAAGAUACUACCAUGUCACCCCCUUUUCCCCCUUCUCUCCCCAGCUUCUCCCUUCCAAGACCAGACCCCAGGUUUACUCCAGUCCCCCUCCAGGUCAGGGGAACUCUCCAGGAUACCCCAACCCAAACCUUGCUGCCCCCAACCGACCCAAGCAUACCCCCAUACAGCUACCCCUUCUACUACAACUACUACUACCAGUGGUGGUGCUACCUCUUCUAAGCAAACCCUAAACAGAGAACCUCCAACUACUAACCCUCCUGUCCACACCAUCACUACCACUACUGCCCUUACCCGUGCUAAACAACCCCUCUCUAAAACUGGUUCUAAUACUGCUGCUACCUCUAAUACUACACCUCCUACCGCUAUGCUAUGGCUCAGACUGUUAAAGCACUAAGUACCACUGCCUCGUUGAACACUGCCCAAACCAAAACUGCCCCUCCAACAAUUACCCCUAAAACUACAGCCCCCACUAAAGCUGCCCCCUCCACCUCUGCUCUGCCCCCCAGUGAGAGGCCACGACUGCCUGAUGAGGACCACUGUGUCAAGAAGCCCGUCUUCAACUGCCAACCUGAACAGGCUAAAUCAACCAAACCCAGAGCUUAGCCGGGUAGAGUAGCCCAGACAACAUACACUGUUUACUGUACACUUGAUGGAACGCAUGGGUGUCUGAUUGUCUUUUGUUCUGCCCCUUUAGAACCUCCAGCUGAGGUGGGCUCUGUUGAGGUCAUCAGGAUGGUGGGACAGAGCAGCCUCAUGAUUGGCUGGGAGCCUUUGUGUAUGGAUACAGGGUAGGCUGCCUCUCACCUGGGAUACAGUAGAAUGUAAAUAAAUGGGUUUUGGUGUUGUCCAUUCUAUACAUUCCAAUGUCUCCAUAUGCCGUGCUCAUCUCGCGCUCUCUCUCUCUCUCUCUCUCUCUCUCUCUCCUUAGGGCUCAUAAGAGGGACUAUAUAGAGGGAUAAUGUCUCUCUAGAAGAGGUGAGGCGUGAUCGAGCUCUCUCUCUCUCCUCCUCUCUCCCUCCUAGUGAGAUGUAUCUAAGCUAGCCUGAAAUCUCGGCUAGAGCUCAUGGGGAAGGUCUAAGUCCUCUCUCGAGAUCCGGUCUCUUCUCUCUUCUCUCCUCCUCUCUCUCUCUCCUCUCAUCUCUCUCUCUCUCUCUCUCCUCUCUCCUCUCUCUCUCUCUCUCUCUCUACUCUCUCCCCCUCUCCCUCUCUCUCUUCUCUCCACAGAUCUAUGUAGACGGGGAAUUCCACAAGUCUGUAAUGAGCUCUGCAUGCCUCAAGGUACAAUUAACCAGUACUUUGACAAAAUGUUCCUCCUUUACUCCUCUUUCUUUCUCCUUCCUUAACAUCACUUUGUGCAGAGUUUCUACGUAUCAUGAGUUGAAUGGUUGAGGAUGACAGUGUGUAUCUCUCCUCUCUCUCAGUGUAUUCUUGAAUCUGGAUCUGUCUGUUGUAGAAUAAUAAAUAGUGAAGACAUCAAAACUAUGAAAUAACACAUGGAAUCAUGUAGUAACCAAAAAAGUGUUAAACAAAUCAAAAUAUAUUUUAUAUUUGAGAUUCUUCAAAUAGCCACCCUUUGCCUUGAUGACAGCUUUGCAUGUCUUCACUAUUAUUCUACAAUGUAGAAAUUAGUAAAAAAAUAAAGAAAAACCCUUGAAUGAGUAGGUGUGUCCAAACUUUUGACUGGGACUGUAUGUGUAAUAAACAUAAUAGCAGAGAAGUGUAUCACCAAAUGAAAUACUAUGAGUAAAUUAAUAACAACAGCAAUAGCAUUAACAGCAGGAGCAAAGGGUGGUAUAGUCAAUAAUAGGCUAUUACUUAAGGGAUAAUCAACGAGGGGCUGUGCGUUCUAUGUAAAAUAAUGAGGUGUGUUCCACGACGCUAGCGGAGUGGAACUGACCUUCCACAGAGUUGCAUUAUUUUCCAGAGAACUCAUAGAGCCUCGAGUUGAUUAUCCCUUUUAUACCAUGACUAUAUUUUAACACAUUUGCCGGUAGAAAUGUGUUCAGCAUCCACAGGAGUAGCUAGCAAGUUUUCUAUAGAGCGACGGUUAUUGCCAUGGUAACAAUAUAAAGACUGUAGUUUAGCUAACCAACCAUCAGUCCUAGCUUGCCAUUAUGAAAUCGAAUUCAACAAGCCAAUAAUGUUUUCAGAGUCGACUUUGUGCUUUCAAAAGCAGCUCAAUACUAAGGAUAUAAGAGAGAGUGCUUAUACCAUUGAAUUCACCGUGUCAAAUAACCUUGUAAGGGAAAUAAGCACACUCUAGAAUGGCCUUCAAGUCCAAUCAGUGACAAUAUCAACAAUAGCUAUCUUAUAAUUAAGCAUGAAUUCCCGAGGGGUGGGUAUAUGGCCUAUUACCACAGCUAUGGUGUUCUUCUUAUGCAUCGCGGAGUGCCUGAAUACAGCCCUUAGCCGUGGUAUAUAGGCCAUAUACCACUAACCCCCGUGGCUUAAUAGAUUCAUAUUAAAUACAUUCCGACAGAAUAAGUAGUCCUGACAAAAGUGUCAUUGCUAGACUGGUUGCUAUGCAACAUAACCACAGGCUAGCUAGCAGCUUACAUUAAAGUAUGCAAAAGCCAGCUACUUACGACGCUUCUAGAGUGACUAACACACGCCAAUUAUUUAUUAAUGUUGAUCUGAAUGUUGCCAUUUAUUGUGCACAAAUGAAUUUUUUUCUCCAUGUUAUCGUUUGUUGUUGGCUUGCCCAUGUUGUCAUUGUUGGCUCCAUGCUGCUAGAAAUGGAUGCCAUUCUUUUAGCUGGCGGAGCUGCUACUGUGUUGUCAGAGAGAAUAGUGCUCCACCGCUUCCUCGCUUCCAAAUCUGCCAUUCGGAGGGUGAAUGUGCAAGACAAAAUAUUUUUGUGCCAUUGAACUGGGUAUGAUAGUAGGUGCCAGGUGCACCGGUUUGAGUGUGUCACGAUCUGAAUGGGCCAGUAUCCCUGUGGAACGCUUUAGAAACCUUGUAGAGUCCAUGCCCCAACGAAUUGAGGCUGUUCUGAGGGCAAAAAGGGGUGCAACUCAAUAUUAGGAAGGUGUACUUAAUGUUAUAUAAACUCAGUUUUACCACCCUUGUGAGAGCAUGGGUCGGGCUAGCUGGCCAAUCAGAGGCUAGAAGCACUGCAUGCACAGGGCAUGCACAAGGGUGAGGGUGCAUGGCUAGAACCCGAUUGGCCUGGGCUGUGGUCUGGUGAUCUCUCACAUGAGUGGAGAGAAAGGGUGAGAAUGGGUUAGAACGAGUGAGACCAAGCAACAUGUAAUCAAGUUGUAAUGUCUGUAACGUCCAGGAGGAGUAAUUCUGUACAGCAACCCUAACCUGACCCAGCCAUUUCAAUGUUUUACUGCAGAUUUUCAGCCGCACUGUCCAGAAGCUCAAACGGCAAUGGUUUUCAGUUACUGUGUUUCAUUGAAAUUUGCAUGAUGAAAUAAUGAACUGUGAUGCAUUUGUGAUUCUCUACAUUACCAGUCGUCUCUUCUAGGCUUGUGUAUUAAUGUGUGUUUGUGCUUGCUUGCUUGUGACCUGUGUGUUCUCUCUGUGUAUGGUAUUUGCAUGUUUGUGUGUGUGUGCACUGUAUGUAUGGCGUGCCCUUCAGUUUGUGGCCAUCUACAACUGCAGUCCUCUGAGGGACACAGCCCUAACCUCCACCCCAGCAGAGAGCUGACCCUGAGAGAGGGAGACACUGUCACGCUGCUAGGCAACCCCCGCAACGACGGCUUCUGUGACGCCGAGGUGAGCCAAUCAACCACACCCAGCCGUGCAUCAGCUUGUAGCUUGCACCUUUUUUAUAUCAGACCAGCAGCUGUUUUAGGUGUUGAUACUUUGAGUGGAUCUGUGUCUCAUGUAUCAAACUGAGACUACAACUGUGUGUUUCAAGUGAGGGCAGGUGUACUGUAGAUAACGUACUGAGUGACUGUGUAUUUCAGGUGAAUGGCAGACGAGGUCUGGCUCCUGUUGCCUUUGUAGAGGAAGUUCUUGUUCCAGACAGACAUGUAAGCCCCGCCCCUUCCCAAUUUCCUCCUGAGAGAGGAACAGAUGAUAGGCCACUGUGA
This is a messenger RNA of Coregonus sp. 'balchen', 6536 nucleotides long. The record is from the annotation of a GenBank genome assembly. Lineage: Eukaryota; Metazoa; Chordata; Actinopteri; Salmoniformes; Salmonidae.